This is a messenger RNA of Thalassophryne amazonica, 972 nucleotides long. RefSeq names its product olfactory receptor 52E8-like. The record is from RefSeq and is a predicted model, not a curated record. The transcript has a single exon. Gene Ontology annotation, molecular function: G protein-coupled receptor activity; olfactory receptor activity. Gene Ontology annotation, cellular component: membrane. Lineage: Eukaryota; Metazoa; Chordata; Actinopteri; Batrachoidiformes; Batrachoididae. Bases 1 to 972 code for a protein of 323 amino acids. Gene Ontology annotation, biological process: G protein-coupled receptor signaling pathway.
AUGUUCAACAGCAGUGACAUGAGAAUGAAACCCUUUGUGAUUCUGGGAUUUCCUGGACUUUCACCACAGUAUUAUGGACCUGUGUCAGCUCUGCUUUUUUUCAUAUACAUCACUAUUUUUUUAGGGAAUCUUUUCAUUUUAGUAUUUGUUAUCACUGAGAAGUCGCUUCAAAAACCAACAUAUUUGGUGUUUUGUCACCUGGCACUUAAUGACUUAACAUUUGGCACAGUGACACUGCCAAAGAUCAUAUCUAAAUACUGGUUUAAUGACAGCACCAUUUCAUUUUAUGGAUGUUUUGCACAGAUGUUCUUUGUUCAUUACAUAGGAGCUUCACAUUCCUUCAUCUUAAUGGUAAUGGGCCUCGAUCGGCUUAUUGCGAUCUGCAUUCCACUGCGAUAUUCUGCUCUUAUCACAAACAAACUCAUUUCUGUGCUCUGUGGGUCUGCUUGGUUCAUACCAGUCCUACUGAUGGUGGUUGCUAUGACACUUGCUCUGCCUUUACCUUUCUGUAAAUCAAAUGUCAUUGCUCACUGCUACUGUGACUUAAUUACUAUAACAAACCAGGCAUGUGGUGGUCAUGUGCAAACAGUUGUAAUCAUAACUCUGUGUAAUGCCAUGUUUUGUCUUUUGGUUCCUCUGGCAUUCAUCUUGUUUUCCUAUGUUUGCAUCAUUGUAGCUAUUUUAAAAAUGUCUAAUGCUGCAGGACGUAAAAGAACUUUGUCAACUUGCAUGCCACAGAUAUUCAUCACAUCCUUGUUUUAUUUACCCAGAUGUUUUGUUUACGUGGCUAAUGGUGUCGGUUUAUCUUUCAGUUUGGACAUUCGUAUAUUGGUUAUCUUGAUGUACAGUCUUCUCCCUGCCACUGUUAAUCCCAUCAUAUAUUGUUUCAAGACACAGGAUAUCAAAGAAAUGUUGAGAAAAAGGCUGAAAACACCUAUAUAUGUAUAUAUUAGACAACUGACAGGUGGAUGA